AUGGCCAAUCCACCUAAAGCCGGACACAGACCACUCAGAUUCAGGAGUGAUGGGUUUCAGCAACUAUUAAUUGACUCUGAUCCUGAGGAUAAUCUAUCAAAUCUUCUUACAGGGGUUAUCGAGGAUCAGAAAAAACAUUUCAGAAACUGCACCCCUCGUGAUAGGACAAUCAGUCAGGCACGGCCGCGGGCGCCCCCUCGCUGUCAUCAGCUUUCUUUGCAGGCAUUUGUAAGGGACAGCCCUAGAAAGCCCCACAUAGACGCGGCGCGCUUACUGUCACUUCCGCCAUUCUCUGAGGCCCCUCCGUCCUGCCCACAAAGAUGGGCGCUGCCCGUGCAGAGAUGCUGGUUGAGGCUGCGGGCGCUGACCUUCUCCUGGCCGGCGGCGGGUUACCAUGCCAAGCCGAGGAUCCUGGGGCUGGACACCAUCUAUAAACCCGAUCCUCACCACCCGGACACCAAGCCCUGGCACAAGGGACCGGCCUACGAGGCCAAGCUGUACGGCCGCCAUGGCAGCGCCUCGGGGGUGAAGCCUGAGAGUCUGUGGCCGAGCCCUGAGCAGCUCCGGGCCCUGGAGGAGGAAGAGAAGGAAUGGUGCCCGAGCCUGGGGGAGAUGCUGGAGCGGGUGGAGGCCAAGGAGAAGGAGCUACAGCGGAUACAGAGGGAAAGGGAGCGGCUGAUUGCAGCUAACAUGGCAAAAAUGCCCAAGAUGGUGGAGGAGUGGCGCAGAUCGAAGAAGGAAGCAAAACAGAAAGCACGAGACGAGAAAGCCCGCAAGGAACGUCUCUUGGUAAUCGCCCGUGAAAGGUUCGGCGUCCAUGUAGACUUCCGUAGCGCUAAGUUUCAGGAGAUGAUGAAAGAGCUGGAGAAGGAGGAGAGAAAGAAAAUGAAAGCCGUGAAGAGGAAGCAAAAGGAAGAAGAGAGGGCGGCAAUGCUGAAUGCAAUCCCUACGGCUGCUCCGCCGCCCCCAGCCCCUGAUACUUCUGUGUGAGGCCCAGUCACUGGAACAUAUUGUUCUACUAGAACAGGGCUUUGGCACCUUAAUACAACUUUUAUUGUACUAGGUGUUCCUGCUUAAAGGAGUACUCCGGGCCCUAAGACAUCAUAUCUACUAUGCAAAGGAUAAGGGAUAAGAUGUCUGUUCGCUGGGGACCCCUACAAUCUCUCAUGCAGCACACACCUGUCUCUGCUGCAUGAAGCGAUGAUCGCUCCGUGUCUGAAGCCUCACGACCAUGGUGCCGGAUUAUCGUGAUGUCACAACUCCGCCCCCUUGUGACGUCACACCCCACCCCCUCAAUGCAAGUCUAUGGGAGGGGGUAUGAUGUCACGAUAAUCCGGCCCCGUGGUCGUGAGGCUUCAGACACAGAGAUCAUCGCUUCAUGCAGCAGAAACGGGUGGGUGCAUGAGAGAUUGCGGACGUCCCCAGUGGCGGGACCCCUGUGAACAGACAUCUUAUGCCCUAUCCUUUGUAUAGGGGAUACGAUGUCUUAGGGCCAGAGUACCCCUUUAAUCCAAGGAGGAAGUGACCUGUGAUGUCAUUCUAUUGUCAUGGAGGAACCUUUGUGUAUAAACUGACUGUACAGAGACUGGAGGAAAUGCCCUUUUACAUCAUUCAAAACACUGGAUGUGUGUGAACAGGAUUUAUAAUAAAAUAAGCACUUAAAAAUGUAA
Messenger RNA from Hyla sarda, 1670 nucleotides. It is a transcript of the gene GADD45GIP1, whose product is annotated as GADD45G interacting protein 1. The record is from RefSeq and is a predicted model, not a curated record. NCBI's taxonomy places the organism in Eukaryota, Metazoa, Chordata, Amphibia, Anura, Hylidae. Gene Ontology annotation, cellular component: nucleus. Bases 1 to 990 code for a protein of 329 amino acids. The transcript has 4 exons.